Rhodamnia argentea is the source of this 2329-nucleotide messenger RNA. RefSeq lists its product as uncharacterized. NCBI's taxonomy places the organism in Eukaryota, Viridiplantae, Streptophyta, Magnoliopsida, Myrtales, Myrtaceae. The coding region runs from base 290 to 2305 and encodes 671 amino acids. The transcript is spliced from 5 exons. The record is from RefSeq and is a predicted model, not a curated record.
UCCUUCGCCUUUUCUCCUCUUUCUCUUCCUGUUGAUGGGUUCGAUGUAACUUUGAAUCCUCAAGCAUACCCAUUGCAAGUUAGCCUCAGAAAAUCUUGAGUUGACUGAACUAAGCACUUAAGCUUAGGUUGUCCCCUUUCUGUUUACCUGGGGGUCCUUGCCUGAAUGACAGGAGCCAAGAGGCAAUUCUGAGCGAGGAGCGCUAGUACAAGUAUCAAGGGAAAGAGAUCAUCGAAAAGCGCUGGGUUCCACGACAAGUACCAAUUGGGCUGCACGUCGUGGGGUUUUGAUGAAUGUUUCCGAGCUUCUCCCGGGUCGUUUACGUAUGAAGCUGCUCAAAGAUGCGAGGCAUUCGGGGACUAGACACAACCAUGAUGAUUUACAUAUAAAAGGGAGACAUAAAUCUCCUCACACGUCGGAUAAGAAGAGCCAAGUUGCUGCGGACGAACAGGAUCACACAACUCCGGUUGUCAAGUCCAGAGAUGAAAGUGCAAAUAAAAUGGGGCAAAAAGAGAGGCACAUUAGCAAGCAGUUAAAAAGAGAGAAUGCUGAAGCUAAGCAGGAAGAAAAGCAUUUUCCUGAGAAUCCAAGUCACUCAUCCAAAAGCCAAGGGAAGACACACCGUAGGCCUCGACGAAAUGAUCCAAAUACGGGUUCUCCACGGAAACUUCCCCAUCCUAUGUUAGUGGAUGGACCUCAGUCGACAUUCAGAGGAAUGUUUUGCCAUCAGGUACAUCCCAGAAGCGGAGUAGAGAUUGGCUGUAGAAGCAUCAGUGUGGCAGAAAAUGAAGAAUUGAAGAAGACGAAUGUCCAAUCCCUUCAUAGGAACGGAGUGGCGGAGGCACUGGUAAAUCAGAAGUUUGCCAAAGGUGGCCACUUUGGUGAUGAUCGGACAGGCCACAAGUCUAAGCAAUUCUUGGAUUCACUGCACAUGCUGAAUUCCAACGAGCAAUUAUUCUCUAAACUCCUGGAUGACCCAAACUCUGUAGUAGCGAAGCACAUCCAAGAAUUGCGGGACUGUCAGGAAAGAGAACAGAAGUGUGAAAGUACCAUUGAUACGAGUGGGAUUCAAGAUAAAAGUGCAGGUACGCUUUCCUGGAAGAAGAUCAAGAGCUGGGGAAAACGCCGUCCCAGGAGAAGCAGUGAAGAGCACUUUUCAAUAGUGGUUUUAAGGCCUGGACCACAAACUGCAGGCAACAUCAAGAAAACCCGCUCAUCUUCACAAACAAACAAUAGCACAAGAAAUGAGGUCCCGACCGUUAGAGAGUCGCACUUUCCAUUUCAAAGUUUGAUAAGGAAAAUGAGGAAUGCUACCGAGCUAAGCAGAACAAAGAAGGGACAGAUGCCUAAAUUUUCAUUUGAUCUUGAGAGGAAAGGUGAUGCAGGUGAGCCUGAUGGUCUCCGAGCGAAAAUCGGAUGUGAAUCUGCUACAACAGGCAGAGUUGCUCGUACGGGAAGUGAUAGAGAUCACAAGGAAGGAAACUUCAAUGUGGAUGAAGCUAGGAUGCAUCUCUCUAUGCCAUUAAGUAAAGAUCUGUGUAAAAAAGGUGAUGAUGAGCAGUUCCUUGAUACUGCAAGGAAGUCGCUCUCUUUGCCUGAGCAAGACUUGUUGUCCUUCCCCAUUUCUGGGAGAAAAGAGGAAGUGGGGUUUUUUACCUCACAGAUGAGGUUCGGCUCCUACAGCAACUAUCUAAACUAUCAGAACAGACUCGGGAUUCACAAGGAAAAAGAGAAUAAUGUACCAAGUCCACCAAGGUCAAAUGAGGAGGUCCCUACCCUGAAUGAUCAUACUUGCAGGAAUCCAGACGAUCUGUCUAAUCAUGCUGAAGCAAACCCAGAAAUUCAAGAGAAACUUCUUGAAACCGAAAUGCAUGAAAUUGCCCCUUUCCGUAUUGAUUCAGUCUCCGAAGGUAUAUCUGUACCUUGCGAGCUUAGUCAAGCUCCUUCUAACCAGGCACAUCUUGGCAUUGCUGAAGCAUCUGUUAUUGCAGAAACAACAAAUAAUAUGCUUCCAAAUAGCAUCGAUCCUAAAGAACCUGCGGCAUUGAAUUAUGGGCCACAUUGUUGCGCUAAUCAGAGCACCGAUGAAUUGGAUUCACCUCUACAAAAUCAACCGGAAACUUCUUCUGUGUGUGAUUCCUUAUUAAGAUCUAUAAAUGGCCAGAACACAGAUAAUGUGAUUACUUCCAGAACUACUGUGAGCUUGGAUAGAACCGUAUCUGAACCCGGUAGGAUUCAUCAUGGAAAAAAUAAAUUAACCUCAUAUAGUUCUUGUUUUCAUUUUAUUCGUAUUCUGUUUCAUUGACCAAAGUGCAUUGUGAUACUUGCA